UUCUUUAAGGCUGUGUAAAAUAUUGAAAACAUUGUUGGUGGCAUGGACAAUACCAGAUAUAAUUCUUAAACGAUUUUGACAAACGAGGUCUCAUUCAAGAAAUAAAGAUUAGAGAAAAAGUUACAGAAUAGUUUAUUCGUAAAAAUCAAACUAUUUUAUAAACAGGCUAAUAUAUGAACCCUUAAAUAUUGCAAUUUAAAGACAAAAUGAUCUUUGAUACUAUUCAAAAUAAACAGCUCAUAUACAAAACUUAAAUUCAUUUCAUUUUUCUAUUAAUUUUUGAAAUUUCACAGUACUACGUUGGUGUAAUUUAAAAAUGGCGGCAAGUGGUCCAAAGUGGUACAACAGCGCCAAGACCAAAUUUCAUCGGUGCUAGAAUGUUAAAUUACAAUUAGCUAUAUUCCGAAAAUAAAUCUGAUGUCUAAAAUAAAAUUACUAGACAUAAUAUUGGAGAUUGGAUGCGUGUGAGAGAGUAUAAUAUUUUCGUUUAAUUUUCGUACGUCCGACAUUUGUUUGAAUAUUCAAAUCUAACAAAAAUGGCACUCGUUAUUUCGUUGUUAAAGCUAACAUUGGCCUAACACUUUAGUCGGUUUCUCCUUUCUUCAUCUCUUUGUGAAAAUCGGUUUUUUUUUAGAUUUGUUUCUUACGUCUUAUUUAAAUAUCCGAUAUGCUUGCUGUUCAUUCAUUAUUAACUAGGCGUAUUGAGGAUGAGGAUAAGGUUUCAGAAGUUAUGAAAGAUUUUAAUAAAAAGGACAAUGAUCAUGAUCGCAUAAAAAAAGUUCUCGAAGUAAUGGUACAGUUCGAUAUAACUCCUAAAGUUCCAUUACUAACAAAAGAAAAUAUUCUCUCGAAAAAGUAUCAAAACAUGGCAGACAGUUUGUUUCUUAAAGAGCCCGUCGAUCCAAAGAAUCUCAAGGAAAUAUUAAUUUUAUAUACAAAGAGUGUUGCUCAUGGAGCACCUUUAUCGGAACAAAUUGGUCUGAGUUAUGUUAGCAGAGCUGCUCUUUUAUUCUAUAUGAAAGAAUUUAAAGAUUGCAUUAGUGAUAUUGACAGAGCAGUUACCAUCGAUUUGGAGGAUAAGUUAAAAAUCCAAAUAAAAUUGCAAAGAAUAGAGUGUUUGUUGGAGUUAGGAGAAUCUAUAAAGAAUGAUUAUACCAAUAUGCAUAAUAUGGUGCAACAGUUACCAGAAGAGACUCCUAACAAACAUCAAUACCUGAAAAUAUUAGAAAGUUUUCAAAAGCAAGCACAAAAAACAGACACUAAAAAGAAACUAAUUAAACAAAAGUACAAAGUAAAAAUUCCAGUAAUUGAAUCGCCAAACGUAGAAGUUCCAUCUGCAUCAGAUGCAGUUUCUGUUGUUUACAAUAGUGAAUAUGGGAGACAUAUUGUUGCUGCCCGCGAUAUUAAACCUGGCGAACUCAUUGCUGUAGAGAAAGGUUAUUCUUAUAUUUUAGAUCCAAUACGUUGUUAUAGUCAUUGUGCAAAUUGCACGGAGUGUUGUUUAGCACUUAUACCUUGCGAUUAUUGCUAUAUUGCGAUGUACUGUUCAGAAAAAUGCCGAACUGAACACUGGGAGCAAUUUCAUGAAAUAGAAUGUCGUGUAUUUUCUAUUCUGUAUGAGAUUUCAGACAACGGUGACGCUAUGUUUAAUUCUUUCUGUAUAAGACUCGUAUUACAAGCACUUAGAGAAUUUGGAAGUAUACAAUCUUUAAGAAAUGAACUUCUUCAUCUUAAGGAAAGGAACGAACAGCUUGAUCCUAGAACACAAGGAUUUGAUUCCAAUAUGAAGUAUCACAGUGAUAAAUAUACAAGUAUAUAUAGUCUUACAAAAAAUGUUGAAAAAAGAUCAUCUUUUGACUUAUUUAGAAGAGGUGUAAAUUCUUGCAUUCUUUUAUAUUUAUUAGUCAAGCAUUCUACGUUUUUUGGAGAAAAAAAAGAAAUGAAAUUAUCCGAAAUAGCCAAAGAUGAAGAUAUUACAUUCAUUGGUGGUCUCAUAUUAUCUCAUCAACAAUUAAUACCUAGUAACUUUCAUGAUUUAGAGGAAAUACUUGUUCAUAAUUCUAAAAAUCGAGGAAUGGUAUCUUUGGCAUUUUGCAGUUUGUUUAAUCACAGUUGUAUGCCUAAUGUAAUUAGAUAUUCUGUAAACACAACCAUGGUUUUGCAUACUGUAUAUCCUAUAAAGAAAGGAGAACAGCUUUUUGAUAAUUAUGGUUUUCAUUAUGCUGUAACAGUAAGAUCAAGAAGACAAGAGGCACUUCUAGGACAAUAUUAUUUCUUCUGCCAAUGCUUACCAUGCCGAGAAAAUUGGCGUACAAGUCCUGAACUACUUACUGUCAAUGAAUUGUUAAAACCACCGCUUAGAAAAUCGUUCAUUGCAAGAACCUUAGAAAUGCUCGAUUAUCUCAUCGUUUUUGUUGGUGUUGCAAGUGCGAAAACUAUUGAAGAUAGAAAAGAUAUACGAGAUUCUUUAUUUAAAAUGUUAACAACAUUAUAUGAACAUUCUUUAUAUCCUUCUUUAGAAUUUAGUAAGAUUACGGAAACUUUAAGACAUGCUUAUAGCAUGCUUGGCAACGUACAUUAUUUUCCUAAAAUAAAAAUAGAAGAAAAAAAGAAAUGAGUUCAUUAUAAAUUAUUGUAUGUGUUUUGGUAUUUUAUAUUUUUAUAUUAAUUAUUUUGUGAAAGAAUGAAAAUAAUCAAAACUUUAUAGUCCUGUAACUGAUAGCUCAUGGAAUUUAUUGAAAAGUAGUUUACAUUGCUAAUUAUUUUAUUAUAUAUUCAUUAAAAAUUAUACAUUGCAAAAAUAAACUACUCGAAUUCUUAUAUUUUCUGAGGUAGAUAAUUCAAUAAUGAAACAUACUGCCAGUACUAAUACAAAUACGGAUUAUACAUUGUAAAGUAUUUGUAAGUUACUUAAUACGUGUAAUAAGAUAAUGAAUAUUUGUGGAAAAGUAAUUACUAGAAUAAUAUAUCCUUAAAAAUAUAUUAUCAAUUAAUAAAUGUUAAAGGAUAUUCAAAUUAUCCGUAAAUGACUUGUAUUUAUGUUAUCGUGGUCGCUUUGUGUAUGUCCGAAAUAUUAAUAUACAAAAAUUAACUUAAAUAUUCGGUCUUGGUAUGUGUUGUUAUAUAACGUAUUUGGUAUGUGUUGACAAGCAAACAUGUGAAUUUUGGCAUUUUCCAAUUUCGGUCUUUUAUGGUAACGUAUACACGCCAACGUGUCAUAUUUUUCGUCUUUAAUAAUUAUGUCAUUAAACUGUGUCGUUUAUAUGUCAUUAAAUUAUGUUGUAAAUACUGUCAAAUGUCGUACUUCUUCUGCCAAACUUAACGUAAAGUUACCGUUACAACGGAACGAUUACGUUAACAAUCCAAUAGAUAUCGUUAACAAAAUUAUAAGUCUUAUCGAAUAUCCCUUUACCGAGGCAGAUGAUGUAUCUUUGUUUUUAAUUUUAUUAACAUAUUCUGUAUCUGUGAUAUAUAAUUUACUUUCGUUAUUAACUUUGUCAGAAUAUACUCCGUGAACAUAAUUAAUUCUCCAAUUAACACCAGUGUAAACAGGACUGUACUUUUUCAAAUAUUGACCAACCAUAUCUGCUGUGGUAACACCUAAAACAUGAUAAUGAUUAAUAAAAACGACGACCUUUUGUGAAAUUUAAAAUAAAAA
Messenger RNA from Polistes canadensis, 3658 nucleotides. Its product is annotated as SET and MYND domain-containing protein 4-like. The transcript has 6 exons. NCBI's taxonomy places the organism in Eukaryota, Metazoa, Arthropoda, Insecta, Hymenoptera, Vespidae. The record is from RefSeq and is a predicted model, not a curated record. Gene Ontology annotation, molecular function: protein binding. Bases 668 to 2617 code for a protein of 649 amino acids.